This is a messenger RNA of Hibiscus syriacus, 1928 nucleotides long. Its product is annotated as trihelix transcription factor GTL2-like. Lineage: Eukaryota; Viridiplantae; Streptophyta; Magnoliopsida; Malvales; Malvaceae. The coding region runs from base 28 to 1848 and encodes 606 amino acids. The transcript has 2 exons. The record is from RefSeq and is a predicted model, not a curated record.
AAAACUUACAAGAAAGCACAAACAAAAAUGUUUGAUGGAGUGCCGGAUCAAUUCAUAGGCGCCGUCGCCGCCUCAUCGGCACCGCCAGCAACCGCAAGAACCACCACCACUCUCCUCCUCCCCCUCUCUUUCACUUCUUUUGACCCUUUGUUCAUCACGUCUUCUUCGAACUCCCAUCAUCAUCAGCAGCAGCUGCCACCCCAGUUCUUGCAGACAUUGCACCAGCAGAAGAAUAAUGAAGAGAACACCAGCUUGGUAGCUAUGAACAUGGAGAUUAAUGAAAGAUAUCAGAGAUCCAUGGCUGAACCCAUUGAUAAUCUUCAUCAUCAACCUUGGUCUAAUGAUGAAGUUCUUGCACUGUUGAGGGUCAGAUCUAGCAUGGAAACUUGGUUCCCACAAUUCACUUGGGAACAUGUUUCAAGGAAGUUGGCAGAGCUUGGGUUCAAAAGGAGUGCAGAGAAAUGCAAAGAGAAAUUUGAAGAAGAAAGCAGAUAUUUCAGCACCAACAAUUGCAGCAAAAACUACAGGAUUUUUAGUGAACUUGAAGAACUUUGUCAAGCUGAGAAUCCUCCUUCUCAUCAGAACCACCACCAGCAGCAGCAGCGGGAGGAGGAGGCUGUUGUUGCAGAUGAAAGCAACAAAAAUGUGGAAAAUCCAAGGGAAGAAGACGACAAUAUAGGUCAGAAUUUGGAAGAUGUUUCAAGAACUAUUGAUGAAUUAUACCGAACUUCACCAGCAAACAACAAUGCUGCAAUAUCAUCAGAUCAGGAUAACCAAAACGUGGUCGAGAACAAAGGAAAUGAUGAUAACAAAGCCAACAGCAAGAACAACAAGAAGAGGAAAAGAGUGAAGAAACUUGAGAUGUUCAAAGGUUUUUGUGAGGAUAUAGUGAACAAGUUGAUGAUCCAACAGGAGGAGAUGCAUAAUAAGCUGAUUGAAGAUAUGGUGAAGAGAGAGGAAGAAAAUGUUGCAAGAGAAGAAUCUUGGAAGAAGCAAGAGCUUGAUAGGAUUAACAUGGAGCUUGAUCUUAGAGCCAAAGAACAAGUUGUUGCUGGUGAUAGACAGGCCACCAUGAUCAAAUUCUUGAACAGAUUCUCACGAAAUGGAUCCUCUAAAAAGCAAUGUCUUGGAAUAAGGGUUAAUGUAUGUUGCAAUCCUCCUCUAGCUGCUUCUUCUUCUUUAGUUCCAGUUACAGAAAACCCUAAUCCUAUUAUCAUUGAACUAAACAAAGUUGAUCAAGUUUCUACCAUUACUUCAUCUUCCAUAAACCAAUCCCUUCAAAACCCUAAUCCAAAAACACCCACUUCAUCAUUACCUCCCCAAAACCCUAACCCAACAUUAACAGUAAACAAAGCUCCUCAAAACCCUACGUCCAGUGACAAAGAAGACCUCGGAAAGAGAUGGCCGAGAGACGAAGUGUCGGCAUUGAUAAACCUGAGAUGCAGUUUCUAUAAAAAUGGCGACCACGACAAGGAAGGAGGAGCCAUGAAAGCACCCCUAUGGGAAAGAAUCUCACAAGGGAUGUUGGAUUUGGGUUACAAGAGAAGUGCAAAGAGGUGCAAGGAGAAGUGGGAGAACAUAAAUAAGUACUUCAGAAAAACCAAAGAUAUCAACAAGAAGAGGUCCAUUGACUCUAGGACAUGCCCUUAUUUUCACCAAUUAAGCACUUUGUACAGCCAAGGAACACUCACGGCACCGUCGGAAGGACCGGAAAACCACCCGAAGUCGUCGGAAACAGUCCGUACUGAUCCAUCUCAAAUGGAAGCCGACGAGUCGACCGUGCAAGUUUCUAAAGGUGACGAGACGAACAACAUAAUUCAAGUACCAGGUUUUGAAUUCGAAUUUUGAAUCUCAUUAUAUUUUUUGGGUGCAUGUUAAAUUAAUUUGUAGUAUUACAAUAUCUAAUAACAAUAUUAUUAAAACUACAA